This is a messenger RNA of Cololabis saira (Pacific saury), 3595 nucleotides long. Its product is annotated as mitochondrial intermediate peptidase-like. NCBI's taxonomy places the organism in Eukaryota, Metazoa, Chordata, Actinopteri, Beloniformes, Belonidae. Gene Ontology annotation, biological process: peptide metabolic process. The transcript is spliced from 20 exons. Bases 218 to 2320 code for a protein of 700 amino acids. Gene Ontology annotation, cellular component: mitochondrion. Gene Ontology annotation, molecular function: metalloendopeptidase activity. The record is from RefSeq and is a predicted model, not a curated record.
UGAGCGAACAUGUGAGCACUUAUGUUCAUCAGAUGAGAAGUCACUUUGAAUUACAUGUAUAUGAAAGACGCCUAACCUCUGGUAUUCUCAAAACGGGAAGGUUUCUAUUACAUUAACGUUAUUUUAAUAUAAUAUUUAAGUGUACAGCUUUUGUAACCGUAAUAUUGUGUAGUUUAGCAUGACCUGUGUCAGCUGUUGUUGUUAGAUUAAGUACAACAUGUCUGCCUGUAAAAGGCUGAUUUACCUCGCAAAGAAGAGGACCCUGUGGACGUAUUUGAGGAGAAAUGUCUCUACGUGGUCACCUGUCGGAGCUGCUUUUAAUGCCAAACCUCACAGAAGACUGGAUGCCUUUGAGAAAAACGUGGGGUUGUUUGCGGUACCUGAGCUCACCUGUCCAGCAGGCUUCCAGGUGGCCGCACGGACCGCCCUGCAGAACACGGAGCGGCUGCUGCACAGAGCCUGCAGCCGAGCCCCGGGUGUGGAGACGGUGCAGUGCUUUGACCAGCUCUCAGACGAGCUGUGCAAGGUGGCAGAUCUGGCAGACUUCAUAAAAGUAGCUCAUCCAGAUCCAGAAUACCGUGAGGCUGCAGAAAAGACCUGCAUCGAGAUCGGGACGGUUGUGGAAAAGCUGAACACUAAUGUCGAGUUAUGCAAGAGUCUAAAGAAUUUGCUGGAAGAUCCAAAAGUUGUUGCUCAACUGGACCCUGACACACGGCGAGUGGCGGAGUUGUUCAUGUUUGACUUUGAAAUAAGCGGGAUCCAUCUAGACGACAAACUGAGAAAAGAAGCUGUUGGUCUUCAUGUAAAGCUGUUGGAUCUAAACAACGAGUUUCUGAUGGGCUCGCACAUGCCCAACAGAAUCGCAAAGUCUGCCAUUCCUGAACAUCUGCACCUGCAAUUUGGAAGCGAGGGAAGCUUCAUUCAAAUCGGGGGAUUACAUGCAGAUUCCCCUGAUGACUUGCUACGAGAGAUUGCCUACAGGAUUUACCUCUAUCCCAAUGCAGAUCUGAUGCAGUGUCUGGAGGAGCUGCUGAAAUGCAGAUACAAACUGGCCAAACUGGUGGGCUACGAGUCGUAUGGGCACAGAGCCUUAAAGGGAACGAUGGCCAAAACACCAGAAACGGUGAUGAACUUUCUCCAGCUGUUAACAGACAAGCUCUCAGACAGAACGGCAAAAGACUUUCAGAUGAUGAGAGACAUGAAGAAGAAACUCAACCCUCGUAAUUCUGAGCUGAUGGCCUGGGAUCAUCCGUACCUCAGCGGUGUCUUGCGGGCCGAAAGGUACAACAUAGAGCCCAGUCUGUACAGCCCCUACCUGUCCCUCGGGGGCUGCAUGGAGGGUUUGAACAACCUUUUCUCUCAGCUGUACGGGGUCUCGCUCAUGUCAGAGCCCCCCAGCGCUGGAGAAGUUUGGAGUGAAGAUGUCCGCAAAUUGGCUGUGGUGCAUGAGACGGAGGGAUUACUGGGAUACAUCUACUGUGACUUUUUUCACCGGUCAGAUAAACCUCAUCAGGACUGUCACUUCACCAUCCGUGGUGGCCGCUGGUGUCAGGAGACGGGUCGGUACCAGCUGCCGGUGGUGGUGCUGAUGCUCAGCCUGCCCCAGCCCACCAGGAGCGCCCCCACCCUGCUCACUCCUGGCAUGAUGGAGAACCUCUUCCAUGAGAUGGGACACGCCAUGCACUCCAUGCUGGGCCGCACUCGCUACCAGCACGUGACGGGAACCAGAUGUGCCACUGAUUUUGCCGAAGUCCCCUCCAUCCUCAUGGAGUACUUUGCCACAGAUUAUAGAGUCAUCAGCCAGUUUGCACGGCACUAUCAAACCGGACAGCCUCUGCCAGAAAGUAUGGUGUCUCGUCUGGGUGAGUCCAAGAAGGUGUGUGGAGCAGCCGACACCCAGCUGCAGGUUUUCUACGCCGUCCUGGACCAGAUUUAUCAUGGAAAACCGCAGAACCGCUCCACCACAGAAGUCCUGACGCAGAUGCAGAAGAAGUUCUACGGCUUGCCUUAUACGCCCAACACGGCGUGGCAGCUGAGGUUCGGCCACCUGAUUGGCUACGGAGCCAAGUACUACUCUUACCUCAUGUCUCGCGCCGUGGCCUCGAUGGUGUGGAAGCAGUGCUUCAUCCAGGAUCCUUUAAACAGGGACAUGGGCGAGCGUUACCGCCGUGAGAUGCUGGCCCACGGAGGAGCCAAAGAGCCCAUGCUGAUGGUGGAAGGUAUGCUGCAGAGACAGCCCACCAUCGAGGACUUUGUGGACGCGCUGGUUUCUGAACUCAACCCCAACUUCGACACCUUCAUCAUGGACUCAGAAAGCUGAAAGAUGACGGAAAUUAACUUCACAAGUCAGAUAGCGAAGGCCAGCUGACAACAGACGUCGCACUACAGCUACCAAAUAGUCUCUUUGUCAGAAAAUAUCAUGUUUUUAUAUAGGUUGUAACUGUGAAAUUGGUUUCUUAAAAACAGUUGUCCUGUUCUCCCGUCAGCGUAACUUGAAGUAUAUUAAAGAUUAUGUCCUGUUGCACUUUUCCAGUUAUCGGGACUCCCUUGUGUUGCCAGUAAUUACAUUUCAGCAGGGUUAAUACCAACGCGUGCUGAGCCAAACACUCAGUUUCUGCAGUGACUUUAGUCUUUUUUUUUCUCAGUACUGACCUGAUGAAUGUAAUAAAUACAGGUUUCAUUGUUAAUUAUGGUUUUCAUCUUUUCUUUUGCUUUCAUUUUCAUGAAUUCACUAACUCCGCAGUCACAAACGCUUGCUAAAUAUCGAUUUUCCGCUCGCAUAACAUCAGAAGGUUGUUUUUUCCUGCUCAAAUCAGCAUGAGGAACAAUACUUAAUCUGUUCUUCCUGUCAUGUGGCCAUUGUUUAGGCUUUGAAUUAAUAGCGCUCCAUCUGUUUUGUCUCACAGGAGUUUCCAGGGAGCGGGGGGGGAGGGGGUUCGAGAGAGACACAUAUUUUUAAUUGUGGAUUUUCACAAUACUGAUGGUUCUGAUCUGAUUAAUAGCUGCUGUUUCAGAUUACAGGAAAAAAAAAACCCAUCAGUGAUCAGAUGUGCUGUUGGGGAAACUGUGUGUUUGUUUUUGAGAACAAGUCCUGUUUGGGUGAUAACCAGGACGUAAGGGUAAGGCAGCAGACUGGUAACUAAACGUACCCUCCGGGGCGUAGAGUCUGCACCGCACAACAGCUGUUAGCAUCUGUUUCAGACAGCCCUCAGUAGCUGAGUCAGGUCUGCAGCUGCUGCCUGAAACAAACCUCUGAGGUGACGAGGAAGAGGAGCUCUGUAACGUUGUUGAGGGCACGUUGUUGUAUUACCCUUCAAAAAAUGAAGGGUAAUAUAAGUUCCAGCAUGAUUCAACAGAUUGUAGAGCUUCGUUCAGCAGCAAUAAUUUGAAGUAGUUGUUUGUUUCCCCUACGACCCCAUCAGUCCCUCAAGUUGCGGAGGAAUGUUUUGACAACAUUGCUUCAGUUUAUUGAGGUUUAUUAGGCAUUUGCUUAUCCACAAUUGUGUUAGGAUCCCAUUUCAUUUGGGCUGAGGACCAGAUUUCGAUCAGGACGUUCCAAAACCUUUUUUAUUUUUUAGGCAUUCUGGUCUAAAUC